Juglans regia (Persian walnut) is the source of this 952-nucleotide messenger RNA. RefSeq names its product protein NIM1-INTERACTING 3-like. Gene Ontology annotation, biological process: regulation of systemic acquired resistance. Bases 222 to 653 code for a protein of 143 amino acids. The record is from RefSeq and is a predicted model, not a curated record. The transcript has a single exon. Lineage: Eukaryota; Viridiplantae; Streptophyta; Magnoliopsida; Fagales; Juglandaceae.
CGUGACUGCAAUAUUAAUCACAGAAAAAUACGUACAGACCUUGACCUUAUUAUAUAGUAGCUAGUUUGAGUGGCUCUCCGAGAAGGAGCUUAGAAGCACCCAAGAAAGUUCAUCCCGAGGUACGUAGUAGUACUCUGAGUCCCUUUCCGAGUUAAUCAGCUUUUAGCUAGCUUUUGCCUGCGGAUAAUCACCUUAAGCAAGCAGCUAGCCUAUCGUCACUCAUGGAGCUGGGUACCGCAAGCAAGAAGAGAAAGAUCUGCCAUGAUGUAGGUGAUCAUCAGGAGGAAGAUGAUGAACAAAAAAUGGAGAAGUUCUAUGCUCUUAUAAAAAAUCUUUGCGAGGCUCGUGAAAGUUUGAUGAUGAAUGGAUCCAAGGCAUUGAACGGGAUCGCAGGGAAUAAGAUGCUCAGAAAGCAGAAGAAAAUCGAGGAAGAUAAGAAGAAAUUUGCAGCAUGGAAGCCCUCGUUCCAACCUGAAGACUUCAUGGAAGAUCAGACAGCUCUGCACAACAAAGUCGUCGUUGUCGUCCCUCCUGCUCAUGUGGCAAUGUCUUCGUUUGUGGGUUCUGCGCAAAGGGAAGAAUUAGCAGAUCAUCAGAAAGAAAACACCGAUCAUGAAGAAGGGUUAGAGUUAGACCUAAGGCUUUCACUCUAAAACUGUUGCAUGUACAGCCAAAUUUGUGGAAGUACUGGAGCUUCGUCAUCAAACCACGAUAUGAUCUCCAUCGAUCACGUUCCUGGAGGUCAAACAGUAUUUUUAUUCUGAUCCAGCUAGAAUUCCAUUUUCCUUGCAGAAUCAUUACGCACCAUACACAAAGUUAUAAGCGAUCGACUUUUCAUUUUAGCUGACAAUUAGUUACAGUUGUUGAAGUUUUAUCAUGAAUCUAUCUAUCUAGCUAUAUCCUGAUGAUUUAGGUUAUGCUUGGAUAUAUAAGAAAUAAUUCCAACUUCUGA